AUGCUCUACCUGAAAUCUCUGGUAAAAGUUCUCGAUAACUCGGGCGCCCAGGUUGUCGAAUGUAUCAAGGUCCUGCGGAAAAGCCCUUCCAACUGCGCACGAGUGGGUGACCGCAUGGUUGUUGUUGUCAAGAAGGCGCGCCCCAUCCCGCAGAACCUGACCGGCCAGGCGGCUGCCCAGAAACUUCGCAAAGGUGACAUCCGCCACGCGGUUGUUGUUCGCACAAAGCAGCCCACCUCAAGACCAGACGGAUCUACUGUUCGCUUCGACGACAACGCCUGUGUGCUGAUCCAGAAGAGCGGCGAGAUUAUCGGCACCCGUGUGACGGGAGUGGUGGCCAAAGAGCUGAAAGAAAAGGGCUACACAAAGAUUGCCACACUGGCGCCGCGAUCUGUCUAA
Molecule: messenger RNA, 399 nt
Organism: Wickerhamiella sorbophila
Lineage: Eukaryota; Fungi; Ascomycota; Dipodascomycetes; Dipodascales; Trichomonascaceae
Product: 54S ribosomal protein L38, mitochondrial
Exons: 1
Coding region: 1-399 (132 amino acids)
Biological process (GO): translation
Cellular component (GO): mitochondrial large ribosomal subunit; ribosome
Molecular function (GO): structural constituent of ribosome; large ribosomal subunit rRNA binding
Source: RefSeq, a predicted model, not a curated record